GACCAGUUUCACAGUUACUACGCUGUAGCCCGAGAAGUGAGUAUGCUGUAUGGAAGCACCGAAGCGGGGUUCAUAGCAUAUGGCAUUGUUGAAGAGAACAAGGCGAAGGACUACUUCUGUGGACAAGUGGCGCCAGGAUUCAAGGUGAGAAUCGUGGACGCCGACAACAAAGAGUGUCGGAUAGGACAAGUAGGGACCAUACAUGUCAAAGGCAGGGCGGUGUUCAGGGGAUACCUGAACCGUGUAGAGAACCCGGACCCCAAGACUCUGUUGGCCUUCACCAAGGACGGCUGGCUGAACACGGAUGACAGCGGUUACUUUGAUGAAGACGGAAACUUGUAUGUCCUGGGCAGGUUGAAGGACGUCAUUAUCUUCGGAGCCACGUUCGUGUACCCGGGUUGGCUGGAGCCCAAGAUUACCCAGCACCCAGCGAUCAGCGAGGCCUGCAUCGUCCCUGUGUCUGACCCAGUGCUGUAUCAUAACAUUUGCGCCAUCGUGAAGCCGGUUGACGGCAGCGACCUCAGCGUGCAGCAGCUUGAGACGAUUUGUCGAGACAUCUUCUUGACGGACGAGGACACGGAGGGCACACCUGUACCCAAGUUUUAUCUGAUCCUGCGGGACUUUCCACAAACAGCGACUGGUAAAGUUGAUAGAAAGGUCCUACAGAAAAUGGCAGAGGACAAGUUUGGAGUCCACUGA
Messenger RNA from Candidula unifasciata, 699 nucleotides. NCBI's taxonomy places the organism in Eukaryota, Metazoa, Mollusca, Gastropoda, Stylommatophora, Geomitridae. The record is from the annotation of a GenBank genome assembly.